AUCAUUCAAAAAAGCCGAUAGUGACGAAAUUAGUGACGAGUCUCGAUUGUGAGAAAAAAAAAGCGCGCUACGUUUUUUGGUGGGAAAGUUUUGAAAAGUAAUAAGACAUGAAAUCGGUACUACCAGUGUUUGUUGUGUUGAUUGUUAUGGUUGGUUUUAACCACGUAAUUGCCAGGCCAAACAACAGAAUUAAACGAGUGUCAGAUUCACAUUUAGCAGAUCUAGAAACUAAGAUCGCCAUGAAUAACAGAAUCAAAGGUUUCGCCAUAACCAUGCCGAUAGGAGGUGGGAAAAUAGAUCCUUUGCAAAUUGGUAGAAAACGGCGAUCCGGUGUGGAAACCAGAUUUCUAAGCCCGUUUUAUCAACAGAAAAUAGAAUCAUCAUCAGAAGAAGACAAUACAGACGACUACGAAUAUAUUUAUAACAAUAAUUAUCUACAAUAGAAUAUUUUAGAGUUAAUUUUUGGAAAAAAUAUAUCAUUCGAAAGCAAUGAAUAUCAAAAUAAUCAACAAUCUUAAUGUACUAUAAGGAAUUUGAAAUUACCAACAAAGGAGAGACAAAAAUAAGCAGUAGUAUUUAAAUGUGUAGAGAUGUACCAGAAUCUUGAAAAAAAUUAAUUAACACGUUAACUGACUAAAUUUUUUACCUAUUAAAACACGCUUUGGUAUUUUUCACAAUCUAAGGAAGUGCCUUCACUACCGAAAUUUAUAAAAUUCAGUUAAUUUCAACGCUUGUUUAUUUAGUUUAUAUAAUACGCAAUGUAGCCGAUUGAAAAUAUAAAAAUUGCGAUUUCUAACAAUUAUUGAACAAAUUUCGUGGAUAUAUACGAGAGCCGUUUUUUUUUUUAACCUCCGAUAGACUAUAAUUAAAAAUCAAGUUCAUAUAAAACCAUAAUUUCAUUGCCAACGAUUAUUUUUCGACAUAAUCACCGAAGAAAUUGGGACGUUUGUCAUAUCUGCGGACAAUACCCUCCUCAAAGAAAGUUGCUACCAAUAAAUUCAAGUAAAGUACAAAACAGACCUUGAAACUUUUGGAAAUUCCGUACACAAAGCAGUAAUGGUCAAUCUGUUAACCAUUCUGUCAACUCGUUGAACCAGGUCAUAUGAAACAACAGAUUUGCGUCCUUGGCACCCUUCAAAAUGCACAUCUUUAAAUUUUCGACACCGUUCACGUACAACACCAUCACUCAUGAAGUUUUACCCAUUCACAUUUGGCGGGAGUAUCAAUAAUGGCGGACGUGUUUACGAGGCUGUAGCACAACGCCGACUGACGCCUGAAUUGUCAACAAUGGCGGAGUGUGUACUGUGAAAGCUUCGCAGUCGUCUACAGUCGCUUUCUUCUACCAGCGUAUCGUCUGCACGGAACGAUCGGAGGUUGAAAAAGUCUUGUAUUUCACUUUUUCUAUUACUGGGACCUGGUAUCUUAUUCUUUUAGCUACUAUGAUAGGAUGCAUGGACUAUCAAUCCAUCUUUUACUAGGUGUAUCAUGGAUGUCGUGCCAAAUAUCAUCUAAGCAAAUUAUCAUUCGGUUUUGCGAUCUAAUUGUAUUUAUUUUUUCAAGGGCUGUAACUUCAGUUUACCUUUUGUCUAUUCUUUUGAAAAAAAAAACCCUAAACGACAUAGAGUAUGCCCCAUUAUUUUUUGCCUAGACAUUUCUUAGAUCGCGAAUAUUUGUAUAAAAUACAAUACUGAGAGAACUAAAGAUUGCACAGGUUAAUGCAGGAAGGAAUUUCGUUCUUCCUGAAUUAACUGUGGAAAAAAAAUGUUUUUUGGUUAAAUAUCAGAUCUCGUAAACAUUCUGUUGAUUUUUCGAAAACGCAUAAAAAUAGUUUAUUCACAAAUUUUUCAUACAAUUAUACCUAAUCCUUCUGUUUUUGUCACUGCUUUUCAAGACAUUUGAAUCUGCUUCUUCUGAUUUUUCUUUUACUAUCCAUUUUUUUUUAUUAAAGGAAUUUGUACGUGUACAUAUAUCAUAUACCACGUGUAUCAUAUAUGUAUAAAUUAAUUUUUUUUCACAAGUUAGACUGGCAGUAAACGUGUUAAGAGUCGCGUAGUUCACAGAAUAAUCAUUUAUAUUGGUACCAUGCCGGCAGUGAACGUGUUCAAAAUGAACAAAUAUCGGGAUGAUAUGAUAAAGCUAUCAAAUAAUCGUUCGUUUCGAUACCAUUUUUAGAAAAAAAAUUCAUUGUUGAUUGAAUCUAGUGCAAACUAGCAGUUUACGUGUUAAUUUGACUAAAUUCGAAUUCAAAAUUAAUAUUUAGUCGUUAAUCAUGGUAAAUUAAAUUAAAAGUCACAGUCAAUUUUGCAAAUCAAUAUUAUAAUAACUUUACAAACACAAGACUAUAACUGAAAUGAUUUGAAAUUCUUGUUAAACUCUUUCAGAAAUUAAAAGAUAUUUGACAUCUGACAGCUGCAGGAAUGUGUGAAUUAUAUAGGACUAGAAAACCAUGAUAAGAAAACAAUUGCGUUUUGUUCAAUUCUACUUUAAGACUGAAGUAUUAGGCCCCUUUAACCACACUUAAAAUUCCACCAUUUCUUUAUGUUUGUGUUCAUUAACUAACAGUAGAUUUAAAUUUGCUUGAAAUAAUUUAAAGAAAUGAUACAUUUGAGUAGUAUUUUCAAGAUUUUGGUAAUGUACUAAUGUAAACAAUAUCUAUAUAUGAAAAUAUUGAUUAAAUUCCAGUUAUAUGAUUUACCAAUAUUCAAAUUGUGCUGGAUAGUAUAAGCAAACAAUAUAUUUAUGGAGAACAUCCACAAAUUCAUUUAAAAUAUCGUUAAAUUAGUUAAUGUAUUCCAAAUUAAUACGUUACUGCUUCAGUACUGAUAUUCCUUUAUAAAUGUAUUGUUUAUAUGAAAUUGCUCUUUUUGUCACUUCCAUAACCUAUUCAGUAUUAUAUUGUAAAAAUUCUAGUCGAUAGAUUUAUUUUUCGAUGUAAAAAUGUUAAGAAAAUGUCAACUACAUAUUUAUUAAUCUAUUUAUUCUAAUUUAUAUUUUUUUGUAGUAAAUAUUUAAUCACUGUAUUAUUUUAUUUUAAUAACAAACUAGUACUUACUUUUUUAUGUUAAUCUGAAUUAAUUUUUAUUAAUUUUCGUUGCAGUAAAAUUAUAAUAUUGUUAUAAUUUUUAAAUAAAAACUCUGUUGACCAAUAUAAAUAAAUAAACGUUGUGUUUUGUGUCA
This is a messenger RNA of Diorhabda sublineata, 3177 nucleotides long. RefSeq lists its product as uncharacterized. Lineage: Eukaryota; Metazoa; Arthropoda; Insecta; Coleoptera; Chrysomelidae. Bases 108 to 443 code for a protein of 111 amino acids. The transcript is spliced from 3 exons. The record is from RefSeq and is a predicted model, not a curated record.